Danaus chrysippus (African queen) is the source of this 609-nucleotide messenger RNA. The record is from the annotation of a GenBank genome assembly. Lineage: Eukaryota; Metazoa; Arthropoda; Insecta; Lepidoptera; Nymphalidae.
UUGCUCCGGCCCCGCCGCGCCGGCUUCACAAGCGGCAUACUGUUUGAACGCUGUGAUAAAUUAGUUAGCCAAAUUUUGUAUAAAUUUGAUCAAAAUGUAUUUUCUCUAUAUGUUAUUUGCCGUCAUCUUCUUAGCAUUUUACUCAGCAGUUUGUUUAACCAGAAUUUUUUGUGGAACCUUAUCCUGAAUGGUACGUGGGUCAACAAGUUCGUCGUGACGUCACUUUUGAUAAACAGAUCGGUGACGGAAAAGUGUUCGGAACACUCGGACAAAACGAUAAUUAAUGGACUCUUUGGUAAGGGUGGCUAUGAGCAUCAGAUCUUCAAUGAUCACCGCGGAACUCUAAACGCACAGGCGUACGGAACCCGCGUCCUUGGACCAGCCGGGGACUCCUCGCACCUCGGAGGAGCACUCAACUGGAAGAACCCUAACGCAGCCGCCUCCUUUGACAUCAGCAAACAGAUACAUGGUGGUACUUCAUAUCAAGCAGCGGCUGGUGGGAGAUGGCCGGUCGGUAAGAAUGGUGACUUCUCCCUCCAGGGAACGUACGGUAAACAGGCCUUCAUGCGCAGAGAAUACGGCGGUCUGGGUAGCUUUAACUACAGGUAA